Gallus gallus (chicken) is the source of this 1274-nucleotide messenger RNA. It is a transcript of the gene MPZ, whose product is annotated as myelin protein zero. The transcript is spliced from 6 exons. Gene Ontology annotation, cellular component: membrane. The record is from RefSeq and is marked validated. NCBI's taxonomy places the organism in Eukaryota, Metazoa, Chordata, Aves, Galliformes, Phasianidae. Gene Ontology annotation, biological process: myelination.
CGCCCUCCCGGCGCCCUCCGGCCGUCCAUGCGGCUCUCAGCCCUCUGACAGCACCGCCAUGGCGCUGGGUGCCAUCGGGGACGGCCGCCUCCUCCUCCUCCUUGUGGGGCUGCUGUCGGCGUCGGGGCCAUCCCCCACGUUGGCCAUCCACGUGUACACACCGCGGGAGGUGUACGGCACCGUGGGCUCCCACGUCACCCUCUCGUGCAGCUUCUGGUCCAGCGAGUGGAUCUCGGAGGACAUCUCCAUCACGUGGCACUUCCAGGCCGAGGGCAGCCGUGACAGCAUCUCCAUAUUCCACUACGCCAAAGGCCAACCCUACAUCGAUGACGUGGGAUCCUUCAAGGAACGCAUGGAGUGGGUGGGGAACCCCCGGCGGAAGGACGGCUCCAUCGUCAUCCACAACCUGGACUACACCGACAACGGCACCUUCACGUGCGACGUCAAAAACCCCCCCGACAUCGUGGGGAAAUCCUCCCAGGUCACACUCUACGUCUUAGAGAAAGUGCCCACGCGUUACGGCGUCGUUUUGGGCUCCAUCAUCGGCGGCGUCCUCCUGCUGGUGGCUCUGCUGGUGGCUGUGGUUUACCUGCUGCGCUUCUGCUGGCUGCGCAGGCAGGCGGUGCUGCAGAGGCGGCUGAGCGCCAUGGAGAAGGGGAAGCUGCAGAGGUCGGCCAAGGACGCGUCCAAGCGCAGCCGGCAGCCUCCCGUGCUUUACGCCAUGCUGGAUCACAGCCGCAGCGCCAAAGCGGCCGCCGAGAAGAAAAGCAAAGGAGCUCCGGGUGAAGCCCGCAAGGACAAGAAAUAGCGGUUAGAAGGCAGGGAAGGUGCCCCGACCCCCCCCGAGGACGAGGAGAGCACCGCAGGACCCCCCAAAGCCCCGAAGGUGGUGAUGACCAUCGAGAUGGAGCUGCGGGGGGAGACCCCCACAACCGCCCGCUCCCCGUCGCGGGGCAGCCUGGCGGGCGCCCUGCGGAGCAUUCUGCGCCCCAACCACGCGGGGAGGUGACCCCAAAACGCCCCCAGCGCCCCCCCAGCAACGGGGACCCGGCGAGGAGCGGGGUGUGGUGCUCACCCCGGGUCCCCCCUCCCCACCCCACGGCCCCCCCAACAUCGGCACCUUCCUCUGCGCGACCGCUUCUCCCCCCCCCCCCCCAACCCCUCCCCCCCCCCCGACCUCUGAUGUAAUUUUUUGUCGAUUCCAACACCAAAACCAUCCGGGUUGGUUCCGCCCCCCCCUCCUCGGGGUCGGUGCCACCCCCUCCCCAUAGACC